Molecule: messenger RNA, 6502 nt
Organism: Cavia porcellus (domestic guinea pig)
Lineage: Eukaryota; Metazoa; Chordata; Mammalia; Rodentia; Caviidae
Gene: Boll
Product: boule homolog, RNA binding protein
Exons: 11
Coding region: 107-976 (289 amino acids)
Biological process (GO): positive regulation of translational initiation; 3'-UTR-mediated mRNA stabilization
Cellular component (GO): cytoplasm
Molecular function (GO): mRNA 3'-UTR binding; protein binding; translation activator activity
Source: RefSeq, a predicted model, not a curated record
CCGCCCCCACACGGGGUCCACGCCGUCGCCGGCAGGGGGUGCGUCCCUUGACGUCCGCGUGGCGUCUGGGUGACGGCGCAGCGUGACCCCGCCUUCCGGGAGGGAGAUGGAGGCGCAAACAUCAAAUCAGACACAAACAGAUUCUCCAUCCCCUAAUCCAGUGUCACCAGUGCCUUUGAAUAACCCAACAAGUGCCCCAAGAUAUGGAACUGUGAUACCCAAUCGCAUCUUUGUAGGAGGAAUUGACUUUAAGACAAAUGAAAAUGAUUUAAGAAAAUUUUUUUCCCAGUAUGGGUCUGUAAAAGAAGUGAAGAUUGUAAAUGACAGAGCCGGAGUAUCUAAAGGGUAUGGUUUUGUCACUUUCGAAACACAAGAAGAUGCACAAAAAAUUUUACAAGAGGCUGAAAAACUUAAUUAUAAAGACAAGAAACUGAACAUUGGUCCAGCAAUAAGAAAACAACAAGUAGGGAUCUCUCGUUCUAGUGUAAUGCCAGCUGCUGGAACAAUGUAUCUAACCACUUCAACUGGAUAUCCUUACACUUACCAUAAUGGUGUGGCUUAUUUUCAUACUCCAGAGGUAACUUCUGUCCCACCAGCUUGGCCUUCACGUUCCGUAUCUAGUUCUCCUGUGAUGGUAGCUCAGCCUGUUUAUCAGCAACCUACAUAUCACUAUCAGGCCCCAGCACAGUGUCUUCCGGGACAGUGGCAAUGGGGUGUCCCUCAGUCUCCUGCCUCUUCUACUCCAUUCUUAUACCUACAACCUUCUGAAGUAAUUUAUCAACCCAUGGAGAUUGCACAAGAUGGUGGAUGUGUUCCUCCUCCACUGUCUCUGAUGGAAGCUUCUGUUCCAGAGCCUUAUUCUGAUCAUGGAGUUCAAGCAACAUAUCACCAGGUUUAUGCUCCAAGUGCCUUUGCUAUGCCCGCACCUGUGAUGCAGACUGAAGCAAUUAAAACAGUGUGGAGCAUUCAUUAUUAAGAAUGGUGGCUCUAAUCCAGCUCAACUGAUUUCUUGUCCAGUGAUCCUUGAAUGACCAAGAUCCUGCUGCAAGGGACUGGCUAGAAGCUGCCCAUUGUGAAAUUUAGGAUUAGUUAAUGCCUCAGCAUACUUAUUCCACUGUAAGCUGUCUCAAAUUUUAUGAAAUUUGCUUUUUCAGCUGUUUUACAAAAAUUAUUUAGGUAGAUGUGGCAUGUUGAUUUUUUAUGUGUUAACCUAACUGUAGUGACAUUUUUUACAUGUUUUAUCCAUUCCUAAAUAACAACCACAUUGGGAAUAGUGAGGUGUCUUUUAUUUUCUCUGCUUUGUGUUCUUAACUUUUAAAUACUAUGUUUCAUAUUCUUUUUUAUUUUAAUAUUUUGGAUAAGAAUCAUUUCAACUCUAAUAGAAUUUUUAAUAUUUCUGUACCUUUUAGAGUAUAUUAUUUAGCCCUAAUGAUUUACUGUUACUGGUUUGCUAUUUUGUCAUUGAAUAUGCUUUUGUUUAAUCUUUUAUUUAUUCAUUAUUGCUACUUAAUUUUAUUUCUGCCAGUUACUAGACUUUAGAUAGUAUUUAUAUUUUAUAUCUUCCAAAUAUGAAAAAUAUCACACAUGAUCAACAUAUUUGUUUCUUCAUGUGAUUAAUUUUGACUAUUAUUAAAUUUUUCUCUAAUGCUAACAGUAACAUAACCUACAAUAUCAUACAUUUGGUACUAUUUUUAUAUAAUAUAGAGCUACCUCGUGGAAUUUUAGUAAAAGGGCUUUCCUCUGAUACGAUCCCAUAACAUUAACUGACAUUCCACUGUAGUAGGGUGCCUGGAAUGCUUUCAUCUUUCAGCCUUCCCUUAUUUUUUUACCAGUAUAUUGAAUUACAUAUCUGACUGAUUGUUAAAAAUAUAAUUGUUUUUAUAAAAUGCAAAAUUAUUUCUUAUACCAAAGGAAAAAGAUUCUGAUUCUAAAGCCAAUCCACAUUAUAAAAUUGGAAAAUGGCAGAACUGUUGUUCAGAAGAUGCAGAACAAACCAAUAAGAGCUUUUAAUUACUAAGAUUUCUGUGGUAGCAGAAAUACCCCUUUUUAAUCAUUUGCAGUUCUUCCACUAACUUUUAGAAGAGAGGGAAAUCCCCCACUGGCAUUACUUUAAUAAAUCUCUUUUCCCUCUCCUGUUCAAACUGCAGAUGUGUUCCCUACUCAGCAGCAGCAGCCGAAACAGGACAUAGGCCCCAGAGGUUUUCCAAAUGUGUCAGAUAGGGUGUUUUCCUUUGAAACCAUGAGCCCAUCUGCCAGUCAGAUGGUUUCAUGAGAAUGGCAGGAACCUGUAGAUGUAUACUAGCAUAUACAAGAACCUCAUGUGCAUUAAUUAUUUUCAUUUAUCGAACUAUAAAUAGACUAAGUCCCACAAUGAAAUUUCAAGUUUUCGUUCUGUAAGUUAAAAAAAAUUAUUAACCACAGAUGUUAGAGAUCAUCUUUUAAAAGCAAUAUCCUUGAAAAUAAAAAAGUUGAUUGUUUUGAUAUUCAGAUAUUCAACAUGAUGCUAAACAAAUCCUGAAGUGUUAAUAAAAGUGAUGUAUUAUUGGGCAAGGAUUUUUGAUAAUAAUUAAUACUGAAGUGUGUUUAUUCCACAGUUACAUAGAUUAUAUGCAUUCACACAUUUAUAUUAUGUAUAUGCACACAUAUAUAGAUUAUAUGUGUAUUCUAUAUACAUUAUAUAUACGUAUAAUUCACACGUGUACUUUUAGAGUUUAGCUCAUAAAACUGGAUUUAUUGACAAUCUGAAUGUGUGGGUAAUAUCUAUUUCUUUAUGGCCUGGUUUGAUAGUACAAACAAGAUAAAUUUAGAAAAAAAAUUUUUCCUUACAUGUAAGAAGUGUAACCCAUUUUAUUUUUUCUAUUUUGUAGUGUAUCUUCAAUCAGUAAUUUUGAAAAGCUUUUACUUAGUACACAAAACUUCAAACUAGUAAACUAAUAAAUUAUGGAUUUGCAAUUUUAUCAUUCUUUUUAAGCAUGCCGCUUAAGAUAGUAUCAAUUAAUGUAAUACCAAACCUGAUUAUAAUUAAAGUGCACAGUAACAGACUAAAUAGAUAAGACAUUUUAUUUAAGAUAUCACUAGUAAGUGAUACCAUACUUACAUCUUUUUUAAAAACAUCCAAUUUAUAGAUUUUCCAUCUGUUGAUUUGUCUGUUUUCCUCAUUGAUAAUGUAUUUCUUAGUGAACAGAACCCAGAACUUGAUGAUUUGAUGUUUUGUUGAUAAUUUUCUGAGUGAAGCUAGUAUGUCAAUCCCAGGUUUGCGUUUCUAUCAAGGUGUGUACCUAUAGAUAACUGUCAUUUAGUAUUUCUAUAAAGGUGUUACUGGUCAUAAAUAUCUUUUUGGUGUGCUUCUUCUCUUUGGAAAGCAGGGUACACUUAGAGACCAAAGCCCCUCCGUCCUCUUCUACCAGUCUUCCCAGAUCAGCUCCUUUACUUGGUGGCUCACCAGAAAAAAUUUAGGGGAUUUUUAGGUUCCUCUCCAUUCCUUUCUUUGUGGAAUAGUGAUGAUAAAACAUCUCUACUAGGGGGAAAUCUUAGGAGAUGGUAGUUUUUGUAUUAUUUUGUUCUGUUAAAAAGAGUCAAGUUUCUUUCCUGAAGUACACAGGCUUCAAAAUAAGUUUCCCAAAUGUCUUAGCAUUUAUUUUCUCCCAUGACUUACACUGACAAAUUUUAUGGCAUUCCAUCUAGAUCCUUGUCACUGAUGAGUUUUGGUUCUUGGAAAGGCAUUUUCCCAUUGGCAGUUUCAAAAUAGAAAUGAAACUACGUAUUUACCUUCUGUUUCAUAAACCCCUGAGCCUACUAGUCGGCUCUUUCAGCUGGGGACAUUUCCUACCUACCCGCCUAUCUCCUCUUCAGCUUGUUCUCUACAUACCUCCCCCUAGUUCGGAUCAGUUGGAAAAAAUAUAUAAAUAUCUGAAUGUGCUGACAUUUAGAUAGGCCUCCCCUUCAUUCGGGAUUUCAUUUCUGGUUACUAGCAUUCUGAGGGAUCUGUUUUCAGUUUUGAUAGGAUUUCUCGAUUUUUCAAAAAACAACUUUUUGGCACGUUUUUGUUAGUGGAUAUUAGUUAUGCAGAUUAACGAGUUCCAUUUUUUCAGAUUCAUACAUGCACUCAACGUUCUGUAAUCACCUCCCUAUCACUCUAGACUUUUCUCAUUCACCAAGUUCAGUUAACCUCAGUUGAAAACUGAUAGGGUUUAAAGAUACUUACUAUAUACCCAUUUCUGCUUUCAUUUUCAAAUAAAGCAUUAAGCUAAAAAUUGCAAUUAGGAAUGCUUAAUUUUGUAAGCGCUUUACCCAAUUCCAACCAUAGUACAAAUGGCGUUGAAAUUCCCAGGGUCUCUCUAUGGGAAAAAAAAUGCUGAUAUUGAGCUAUAUAAAUAGAAUUCUAAUUUGGAAAGUUUCUCAAAAGCAAGAGAAAAAGUAUCUUACCCUGCACAGCUUCCCUAAAAAAAUGAUUCAAAACCAUAUCGUUACCCAAAAGAUUUAAUCCCAUUUGAUAGAAUUUCACACUAUAAGGUAACAUGAUAAACCGCAGGCAAUAUGGGCAGAGAUUUUGGCUUAAUUCACUCAGCUUCAAUGCUUCUAAUUCAGACUUCAGAAUACCACUCUGAGUGAACAGCUUCUUGCUGCUGCUUCCAUUUCUGAACCCAUUGAUGCUAAACCUUCAAGUAUGUCCACGAUGGUUUCUAAUAAUGGCAGCAGCAUUUUGGAAGUAUGGAAGAGAACCAAGCCACGUUUGCUUGAACAUGAGUUCAUACGAUAGCCUUUAAUCCUCAGUUAAUUUUGCUCUAUAGAUUAUAUAUUGAGAUAAAUUUGAAAGGUGACAGGCAGAAAAGUAUUUUUUGUGAUUAAACCCUAAAAACUAGUGGAAUUAGGAAGACUGUUUACAUAAUUUUUGUGUAUUUUUAGUUUAAAAGAGCUGUCAUGUUUCCUCUAAAGGCUGUCACAGCUACAACCCUAGCUAAUGAUGAAAUUCAGACAUUUCAUGCUGUUCUUGGAUAGGCGUGUGUUUGGGAGGACUGGGUCUGUCACAGCCGAGAGUUAGCCAAGUAUAUUCUCUGUCUGGGCCCUGUGGUAUUUAAUCAGCUUUCACUCAUGACACAUUUUAAAUAAAAAAUUUCUAGGCUCAUUAUCUUACACUGUUUGAUUGUCAGACACUCCACUGUACCAUUGUUUUGUUCUGUUACAUCCAUUUGAAUAUAGUCUGGAUCACCUGAAAGUAGGCUCUGUGGUUAUCUACAAUGAAGACCAUUUAUAGAAAUGCCUGGCUGAUAGAACUUUUAUCAUACACAUAUAUGCGUGUGCAUGCAUGCAUGUAUAAAAAUAGAGCAAGCAAGUGGACAUAAAUCAGAACCGCCCGUUAAAACGGUGCCAUGCCUCAUUAGCAAGCCAUGUGCACCACUGCCAGGUGUCCGGGCUGGAGCACUCAGGCGAGACAUGUCCUUGAGACAUGUGCUCGGCUUUUAGCAAAUGGAUCUUCGCAGCUCCAACAGCUGUUAUGCUUUGUAAAAAGUAACAAGCAACUGCUAAGUCCCCACGUGUAACUAAUAGAUCAAACCUCUACCACUAACAGCUGAUCACCUGUAAGGAAGGAGGCACAGGCUCUCAGGAAGUAGGGGUGGGAUGAGAGAUAAGAGUUUAAAAACAGUACUUUGUGAAAAUAAUUUGUGUUCACCAAUAAAUGUAGACAUUUUAGUAACUAAACAAAAAUGUCCAAUCUCUUAAGUAGUGGAAGUCUGAAUCAGAAAAUAUUUCAGUUCUAAAAUAAGGAAACAUUAUAAUAAGCAUGAAAACAUUUAAUUACAUGUUUAUCAAUAACCUAAGAAUAAGCCAGUUCCUUAAUCAUAUUGUGGAAAUACAGAAUUUAAAUUUAUAGAUUGCCCACGGAAAUUCUUCCUUAAAACCACUGAGCAAGUCAAGCAUUCUGAGAAAUCUAUGGAACAUAAAGUGAGAAAAAAGAGCUUCUCAUGUACCUCAGGAACUUGUAAUACCCUCAAUAGCAAAAGAUGUCUAUAGCCUGUGCUGUUUAAUCUUGGGAACACGGCAUAUUUAUGUGUUUUCAAAAUCAAAGUCCAACAAAAAUGUAUUUGUUCUCCAUUCUUGCUUCAUAGCUACAAUGUAGGCAUUUAUCCAUCUUUGUAUAGAAUUUAUGUAACAUUUGCUACUUUUGGCAGGGAUUAUUCAAGAAAUAGAUAUAUAGAUAUAUAGAUAUCAAUGUCAGUUUAUUUUGUAUAAUUGAUGCAAUUCUAAAAUACAGUGGUCAUUAUCAUAAUUGUCUACUUAUGUCUUAGCUCAAAAAUUGUAAGUGACUAAGGCUAAAUAUAACCUGUCACAAUUUUCUCACAACACUGAUUUCAAUAAACUGUCUUUAAUGAUUACAGUACUGAUAGUGUUUCCUUUUGAGACAGAAGACUUUUGUAACUUAACAAAGUAUCCUGAAGUGGUAGUAACACUGUCUGGUUCAUUGAAGUUUGAAACACUGUUAACUCUAGAAGCAACUAAAUCU